Mercurialis annua (annual mercury) is the source of this 788-nucleotide messenger RNA. RefSeq lists its product as uncharacterized. The transcript is spliced from 2 exons. The record is from RefSeq and is a predicted model, not a curated record. NCBI's taxonomy places the organism in Eukaryota, Viridiplantae, Streptophyta, Magnoliopsida, Malpighiales, Euphorbiaceae. Bases 190 to 504 code for a protein of 104 amino acids.
AAGAAAUAGAAAUAAGCAAAGGAAAAGGAAUGGUAAGGCUAUUUUAACGGCCUAAAGCAAAUUAGAUCCUCUCAAAACAUGGUUUAACAACAGAAAUUCAUAACAAACAUAUAAAAUAGCUAUGCAUGAUUAUAUAUAAAUAUCGAAAAAGGCACAAGGCCAAGUUUGUAUUGUUGUGCCGAGGCAGAAAUGGCUUUAACUUUGAGAGCCGUAGCUGCUACAUUAAUAUUGUCAUUGCUAUUAGCUAAUGCAUUAGUUGAUGCAAAAUACAUACACACUGUUCACCACGCUAUCGGUCGACGACAAGGCCACCCUGUUCGUAGCUCCGAUAGUUUCGCGGUGGAUACUCGUGCUAUCAAUUACGGGGCCAUUGAACCGCAACAACCUUUCUGUACUGAAGGGAAGAAGGGCAAUUGCAUUACAAUCCGCGGUCCUAAGCCUCCUCCGAGACCUUGCAGUUACUACAAUCGUUGUAACCGAGGCGGCAACCGAGGCGGCAAAUGAUCCAUUCUCAACAUCAGCGAUCUGAUUAAUAUCGGUAUCUAGUUUACUUGUAAGAGUGAAAUUAGCAAUUGCAAAUAUUGAACAGCUGAAUCAACAAUGGUUCUUUUAUUGUAAUUUAACUAGUCAUCAUCAAAUUUAUAUUUGAUGAUGAUUGUACUCCAACAAGGUUCAUCAGAAUUAAUUUGAUGAGUUCGUGUCUCUUUUUGACACACUCUUUUAUCAAAUUAGAUGACUUUUUUUUGUAUCACAUAAUUAAUAUUCACAAUAUUUUAUUAUUUGGUUAA